This is a messenger RNA of Ochotona princeps (American pika), 2321 nucleotides long. It is a transcript of the gene NDC80, whose product is annotated as NDC80 kinetochore complex component. Gene Ontology annotation, biological process: attachment of mitotic spindle microtubules to kinetochore. The transcript is spliced from 17 exons. The record is from RefSeq and is a predicted model, not a curated record. Lineage: Eukaryota; Metazoa; Chordata; Mammalia; Lagomorpha; Ochotonidae. Gene Ontology annotation, cellular component: Ndc80 complex. The coding region runs from base 221 to 2170 and encodes 649 amino acids.
GAGCCGGUGGAGCCCGGGUCCGACGGGUUUGUGCAGGAGAUGGGGCUGCCCAGAGCAGCCUGAGGGAGGGACGAGAGGCCGGGGAAGGGGAAGGGAAAAACCCGGCGAGGGUCCGCGUUUGGGCGCUGGCGGGGAGAACCAGUGGCCUGGGCAGGGUUACGUCUGGAGAGCUUAGCCUGGAAGUCCGUUUGCCGCGGUGCACCGAGAUGGAGACACGGACAUGGAGGGCCUAGGCAUGAAGCGCAGUUCCAUGUCCACUGGAGGUGCUGGCCGCCUGUCCAUACAGGAGCUGCGAUCCCUGGACCUCAACAAACAGAGCCUGCACACGCCUCAAACCAAGGAAAGACCAAACUUUGGAAAGCUGAGUGUAAACAAACCCACAUCUGAAAGAAAAGUUUCUGUGUUUGGUAAAAGAACUAGUGGACAUGGAUCCCGGAAUAGUCAGUUUGGUAUAUUUUCCAGUUCUGAAAAAAUCAAAGACCCAAGACCACUUAAUGACAAAGCCUUCAUUCAGGGUUGUAUUCGACAACUCUGUGAGUUUCUUACAGAAAAUGGCUAUGCAUACAGUGUAUCCGUGAAAUCACUACAAGCUCCAUCCGUUAAAGACUUCCUGAAGAUCUUUGCUUUUCUUUAUGGCUUCCUGUGCCCUUCCUAUGAACUCCCUGACACGAAAUUUGAAGAAGAAGUUCCAAGAAUCUUUAAAGAGCUUGGGUACCCUUUUGCACUAUCCAAAAGCUCCAUGUACACAGUGGGGGCCCCUCACACGUGGCCUCACAUUGUGGCAGCCUUGGUUUGGCUAAUAGACUGCAUCAAGAUUUAUACGGCCAUGAAAGAAAAUUCACCUUUGUUUGAUGAUGGACAUCCGCGGGGAGAAGAAACGGAAGAUGGAAUUGUGCAUAAUAAGCUGUUCUUGGACUACACCAUCAAGUGCUAUGAGAGCUUCAUGACUGGUGCCGACAGCUUUGAGGAGAUGAACGCAGAGCUGCAGUCCAAGCUGAAGGAUUUGUAUAAUGUAGAUGCUUUCAAGCUGGAAUCAUUAGCAGCAAAAAACAAAGCUCUGAACGAACAGAUUGCAAGACUGGAACAAGAAAGAGAAAAAGAACCAAAUCGUCUGGAGUCAUUAAGAAAACUGAAAACCUCCUUACAAGCGGAUGUUCAGAAAUAUCAGGCAUACAUGAACAAUUUGGAAUCUCAUUCAGCAAUUCUUGACCAGAAAUUGAAUGGUCUUGAUGAAGAAGUUUCUAGAGUAGAAUCAGAGUGUGAAAUGAUGAAGCAGGAGAACGCUCGACUGCAGAAUAUUGUUGAUAACCAGAAGUACUCAGUUGCAGACAUUGAGAGAAUAAAUCAUGAAAAAAAUGAGUUGCAGCAGACCAUUAAUAAACUUACAAAGGACCUGGAAGCUGAACAGCAGCAGCUGUGGAAUGAAGAGCUGAAGUAUGCCAGAGGCAAAGAAACUAUUGAAACACAACUAGCAGAGUACCACAAAUUGGCUAGAAAGUUGAAACUUAUCCCUAAAGGUGCUGAGAAUUCCAAAGGUUAUGACUUUGAAAUUAAGUUUAAUCCUGAAGCUGGUGCCAACUGUCUCGUCAAAUAUAGAGCUCAAGUUUAUGUACCACUAAAGGAACUUCUGAAUGAAAAUGAAGAAGAAAUUAAUAAAGCUCUAAAUAAAAAAAUGGGCUUGGAGGAUACUUUAGAACAAUUGAACACAAUGAUAACAGAAAACAAGAGAGGUGUGAGAACGCUGAAAGAGGAAGUGCAAAAGCUGGACGAGCUUUACCAACAGAAAGUCAAGGAAGCUGAGAAAGAGGAUGAAAAAUGUGCCAGUGAGGUCGAGUCCUUGGAAAAGCACAAGAACCUUCUGGAGAGUGCCGUCAAUGAUGGCCUCAGUGAGGCGAUGAAUGAAUUAGAUGCUGUCCAACGGGAGUAUCAACUAGUUGUGCAGACUACCACUGAAGAAAGACGGAAAGUGGGGAAUAACUUGCAGCGUCUUUUAGAAAUGGUUGCUACACAUGUGGGAUCUGUGGAGAAACAUCUUGAGGAGCAGAUUGCUAAAGCUGAUAGGGAGUAUGAAGAAUGCGUGUCUGAAGAGCUCUGGGACCACAUCAGAGAGAUGGCUGAGAAGUAUAAGAAGAACGCGGCUGUGCUAACAGCUCCUGACGAGUGCAGAUGAAAGUGUGGAUUUCCUCCUGUCUUUGAUAAGUCUGGCUCAUUAUCUGAGAAUGUAUAUAGCCUGGGAGUAUACUGGUUGCUUUAUUAUGUUUAGCUAUGAAAGACCAGUUACACAGGUACCUAUAACUAAUAAAAUUGUAUCAGUGUUUUUU